UCAAAUCACAACUGUCGAUACUCCUACAGCACGGCUCGGAUCGAUUCCCUCCCCAUCCAUCCCAUCGCCAUUAACGUGGUCCCCUUUCCAUCUCCAGCUUCUCUUCCUAGGGUUUUCUCGAAGGGGCCGGCGAUUGCCAAUUCCCUUUUCCGAUUCACCGAUUCGCUUCAGAUCUGUAGCAACAAAAUGUACGGAUUCGAAGCGCUGACGUUCAACAUCCACGGUGGAUACCUGGAGGCGAUCGUUCGAGGAUACCGCUCCGGUCUCCUCACCGCCGCUGAUUACAACAACUUAUGUCAGUGUGAGACACUGGACGACAUCAAAAUGCAUCUCUCCGCCACCGAGUACGGGCCCUACCUCCAAAAUGAGCCCUCCCCAUUGCAUACUACUACAAUUGUGGAGAAAUGCACCCUCAAACUGGUUGAUGAGUACAAGCAUAUGUUAACCCAAGCCACAGAACCUCUAUCGACCUUUCUGGAGUACAUCACUUAUGGCCACAUGAUCGACAAUGUUGUGCUCAUUGUUACUGGAACUUUGCAUGAGAGGGAUGUUCAGGAGUUAUUGGAGAAAUGUCAUCCUUUGGGGAUGUUUGACAGCAUUGCGACUCUAGCUGUUGCCCAGAAUAUGCGGGAGCUUUACAGACUGGUGCUUGUUGACACACCCCUGGCCCCAUACUUUUCUGAGUGCAUCACUUCGGAGGAUUUGGAUGACAUGAACAUUGAAAUUAUGAGGAAUACUCUUUACAAGGCAUACCUUGAAGAUUUUUACAGGUUUUGCCAGAAACUUGGUGGUGCCACAGCAGAGAUUAUGUCUGACCUCCUUGCAUUUGAAGCUGACAGAAGAGCAGUUAAUAUCACAAUAAACAGCAUUGGCACCGAGCUUACUCGAGAUGACCGGAGGAAGCUGUACUCUAAUUUUGGCUUACUAUAUCCUUAUGGUCACGAGGAGCUUGCUAUCUGUGAAGACAUUGAUCAGGUCCGUGGUGCCAUGGAAAAGUACCCUCCUUACCAAUCCAUAUUCUCCAAGUUAUCUUACGGGGAGAGUCAGAUGCUCGACAAAGCCUUUUAUGAAGAGGAAGUAAAACGACUCUGCUUGGCAUUUGAGCAGCAGUUCCAUUAUGGUGUAUUUUUCGCAUACAUGAGGUUGAGAGAGCAGGAGAUCCGGAACUUGAUGUGGAUAUCAGAAUGCGUAGCACAGAACCAGAAAUCGCGAGUACACGACAGCGUGGUCUUCAUAUUCUAGUAAGAAAUGAAUGAAUGCAUCACAAUUUCCGACUACAUACGUGCUUCUAAAAAUUGGUUGAGAUUUCAUUUCAUCUGCUGCUGCCUUAUUUGAGUUUUUGUUGUUUAUUGGAGUUUGAUGAAUAAGCCGUGCUGCUGUUGUUGUCGUCGUCGUCGACAUGAACAAUAAUAUUUAUAUGCCUGCCUAUAAAAUCUAUACGUCCUCACGGCACGCCACUAAUAUUUUUAUCAUUUUUAUUUUCGACCGAAGAGAUUGUAGGUUUUGAUUGGAUGGAUGGAUGAUGGAUUAGAUUAAGGCUUGUUGAUGAUGGGUUUCAUUCGUGUA
This is a messenger RNA of Andrographis paniculata, 1566 nucleotides long. Its product is annotated as V-type proton ATPase subunit d2. The coding region runs from base 187 to 1242 and encodes 351 amino acids. Gene Ontology annotation, biological process: proton transmembrane transport; vacuolar transport; vacuolar acidification. Gene Ontology annotation, molecular function: proton-transporting ATPase activity, rotational mechanism. Gene Ontology annotation, cellular component: proton-transporting V-type ATPase, V0 domain; vacuolar proton-transporting V-type ATPase complex. NCBI's taxonomy places the organism in Eukaryota, Viridiplantae, Streptophyta, Magnoliopsida, Lamiales, Acanthaceae. The transcript is spliced from 10 exons. The record is from RefSeq and is a predicted model, not a curated record.